AUGAAGAAUGGGAAAGUACUCACAAUCAGACCGUCCAUGUUCUUCUCACCCCAAAACCAUACGACGCUUGUCCCACCAAAUCCAGUUUUCCCGCUAAGCUAUGUCGCUUCCCCAAUUGCCACCACUCUAGCCUCUUCUCUACAGCACUACAUCAAUUCAGAAAACCCUUCCCAUGGCCAAAAGAUUCAUACCCAUAUUCUCAAAACUGGAUUCAGACCUAAUAUCAAUGUUUCCAUUAAACUGCUUAUAUUGCACCUGAAAUGCGGUUCAAUGAAAUAUGCGCGCCAAGUGUUUGAUGAAUCGCCUGCACAAACUCUGUCUGCUUAUAAUUAUUUGAUUGGUGGAUACCUCAAACGCGGGAAAGUUGAAGAAUCGCUUAACUUGGUUCGUAGACUUGUUUUAUCUGGUGAAAAGCCUGAUGGGUAUACGUUUUCUAUGGUCUUGAAAGCCUCUACUUGUGCUGGCAAUGCAGCAUUUCCAUGGAGUUUAGGAGUGGUGCAUGCCCAGAUAAUAAAAUCAGAUGUUGAGCCUGAUGAUGUUCUUUAUACUGUGCUUGUUGACUCUUACAUUAAGAAUGGGAAGGUCGGCUAUGCGAGGACUGUGUAUGAUACGAUGUUGGAAAAGAAUGUUGUAUGUUCAACAUCGAUGAUUUCCGGGUAUAUGAAUCAAGGCUCUGUGGAAGAUGCUGAAGAUAUAUUCAGGAGAACGGUUGAAAAAGAUGUUGUGGUAUUUAACGCAAUGAUUGAAGGUUACAGCAAAUCAACUGAAUAUGCUUGGAGAUCACUUGAAGUUUACGUUGACAUGCAACGGUUGAAUUUCCGACCUAAUAUCUCCACGUUUGCUAGUGUUAUUGGAGCUUGCUCGGUGUUGGCAGCAUUUGAAGUUGGCCAGCAAGUCCAAAGUCAACUUAUGAAGACCGAAUUAUUUUGGGAUAUAAAGAUGGGAAGUGCUCUUAUAGACAUGUAUUCAAAAUGUGGAAGAAUUGAGGAUGCACGGAGAAUUUUUGACCACAUGCCUCAAAAAAAUGUAUUUUCGUGGACUUCAAUGAUCGAUGGCUAUGGGAAGAAUGGAUUUCCUGAUGAAGCACUUGAGCUCUUUAGUAUAAUGCAAAGAGAACACCAAAUUGAACCCAAUUUUGUCACAUUCCUCAGUGCUCUAUCAGCUUGUGGACAUGCUGGUCUGGUUGACAAAGGCCAUGAGAUAUUUGAAAGCAUGAAUAGGGACUACUCACUAAAACCAAGAAUGGAGCAUUAUGCUUGCAUGGUUGAUCUCUUGGGGCGCGCAGGAAGUUUGCAUCAAGCAUGGGAGCUGGCAAUGGGGAUGCCUGAGAAGCCCAACUCCGAUGUUUGGGCUGCUCUUCUUAGUUCAAGUACUCUACAUGGUGACGUUGAGAUGGCAAGUAUAGCUGCCAAAGAACUUUUUAAGUUGAAUCCGGAUGGUCGGCCAGGUGCAUAUGUUGCAUUCUCUAAUACUUUGGCAGCCGCUGGGAAAUGGGACAAUGUAAGUGAGCUCAGAGAGAAAAUGAAGGUAAGAGGAAUAUCUAAAGACAUCGCCUGCAGUUGGGUUGGUACUGACAGUGGUUGA
Messenger RNA from Prunus armeniaca (apricot), 1584 nucleotides. The record is from the annotation of a GenBank genome assembly. NCBI's taxonomy places the organism in Eukaryota, Viridiplantae, Streptophyta, Magnoliopsida, Rosales, Rosaceae.